GCCGGGGCCGCGGUUGGAGCUGGUGGUGGCAGUGCCCUGCGCGCCUCGGGGUGGGCAGCCCGGCUGGGAACCUCUUCGCCCCGCACCCAGCGACCGCGCCGGGCUUCCCCCCCUCCCCGCUGUCCCCAAGAUGCUGUUUUGGCACACGCAGCCGGAGCACUACAACCAGCACUCGACCGGCAGCUACCUGCGAGAUGUCCUUGCGCUGCCGAUCUUCAAGCAGGAGGAACCACAGCUGUCUCCCGAGAAUGAAGCCAAACUGCCUCCGUUUCAGUACGUCCUCUGCACAGCCACAUCCCCUGCUGUGAAGCUGCACGAAGAAACCCUGACCUACCUCAACCAAGGUCAGUCUUAUGAAAUCCGUCUACUUGAGAAUAGGAAAUUGGGAGAGUUUCAAGAUUUAAACACAAAAUAUGUGAAGAGUAUAAUUCGUGUAGUUUUCCAUGACCGACGCCUGCAAUACACGGAGCAUCAGCAGCUGGAGGGCUGGAGGUGGAGUCGGCCUGGGGACCGCAUCCUAGAUAUAGAUAUUCCGCUGUCAGUUGGAAUCUUGGAUCCCAGGGCCAGCCCCACACAGUUGAACACCGUUGAAUUUCUGUGGGAUCCAUCAAAGAGAGCCUCAGCAUUCAUUCAGGUGCAUUGUAUCAGCACAGAAUUUACUCCACGAAAACAUGGAGGAGAGAAAGGGGUUCCCUUCCGGGUGCAAAUUGACACCUUUAAGCAGAAUGAAAAUGGUGAAUACACAGAACACUUGCAUUCUGCCAGCUGCCAGAUCAAGGUGUUCAAGCCUAAAGGAGCAGACAGAAAACAGAAGACUGACAGGGAAAAAAUGGAGAAGAAGACCACCCAAGAGAAGGAGAAGUAUCAGCCUUCCUAUGAGACAACUAUUCUCACAGAGUGCUCUCCCUGGCCAGAUCUGCCUUAUCAAAUGAACAAUGCUCCAUCUCCAAGCUACAACAGUUCUCCAAACAGUUUCAACCUUGGAGAUGGCAACAGUUCUCCAACCCACCAAGUGGAGCUCCUGCCUCCCAGCAAUGAUCAUCUCCUUCCUUCUGCUUCUAUUCAAGAUGCCCAGCAGUGGCUUCAUCGUAAUAGGUUCUCUCCAUUCUGUAGACUCUUCUCAAGUUUUUCGGGUGCUGACUUACUGAAGAUGUCCAAAGAAGAUUUUGUUCAAAUCUGUGGACCUGCUGAUGGAAUUCGGCUCUUCAAUGCAAUCAAAGGAAGAAAUGUAAGGCCCAAGAUGACAAUUUAUGUCUGUCAAGAACCAGAGCAAAACAGAUCCCAUCUCCACCAAAAACGAGAGGCUGGAGAUGGCAGUCUUUGUGUAUAUCAUGCAAUCUUCUUGGAAGAGUUGACCACCUUGGAAUUAAUGGAGAAGAUUGCAAACUUGUACAGCAUUUCUCCACAGCAGAUAAAUCGAAUCUAUCGUCAGGGACCCACAGGGAUCCAUGUAUUAGUGAGCAAUGAGAUGGUGCAAAACUUCCAGGAUGAAUCUUGUUUUGUUAUCAGCACAUUGAAAGCUGAAAGCAAUGAUGGCUACCACAUCAUUUUAAAAUGACCCUGCUGCACAGAAAGACUUUGACAGCCUAAAAUUUAGUGCCUCACUGAGAUUGCUACAACCUAGACUGGAAACAUGAAGAACCUUCUGGAUAAAACGCUCCUAUGAACUAAGAAUACCAAACAGCUUAAGGAAAAACUUGCUUUUACAGAUAUACUUUUUUUCUUUUUUUUUCUUUUUUUUGAAUCUGAAGUUGAGAACACUCUCAAAGCUUGUACAUGUUUCUUCCUCCCUCCCUUCCUCUCCAGUCUUAAAAACUGAGGUUUCUGCAUAUUGCUUAGAAACAUCUGCCUUGUACUAAAGGGAAAUGAAAGAUAAACAAGAACCAAUUCUCUAGACCCCUCAUGGUUGGGCAAAUUGAUUUAUUCACAGUUCUGAAUGUGGUUUGGUGCGUUUUUUUUCUUUUGGCUUUUACCACACACUCCAUUGGUGAUGGACUUAUGCUCCCUGGCGAUCCUCUUUUACUCUUUGAGGUGGAAGGCUCGGGGCUUAAUCCUGCAUCAGACUGAGCAAUGCAGAGAAUAGAUUUGAUGCCCAGUCCCCACUCAGAGCGUCAAUCGUGGAAGCUUGUAAUUAGCUGCUUUCCACCUGUAGAUAUGCUUAAAGUAACACCCAUCCAACAGAACAAUUUUGCAGGGUUCGAGGGGGAACGUACAACCUGAGGCAAGCAGUUCAGUACUGUAUUCUAUCUUUAGCUUAAAGAAGUCUCCUUGAAUUGAGCGUAUGAGGAUUUUCCAAGGAAAUGUUUUGAAUAUUGAAAGCUACAGAGCUGUUGACAAAUUCAUACCAUGGGUUUAUUCCACUCUACAAAGCGUUAACUAACUGUUAUAACUUAACUGUAACUGGGAAUUAGAUUUUUUGAUCCUUGUGACUAGUUAGGAGGAGGAAAUUAUUACAGUAAGUAAGUGUUUAGAUUGAGCCUGGGUGAUGGAUCAUCUUAGUUGCUGCUUCUUGUAUUCUUGUUUUUUCACUCUUGACUCCUGUUUCAAAUAUUCUCAACUAUGGUCAACCCCACCCUCUUUUGGUCUUUUGGGAAACCAUCCAGUCUCCAUGUAGCUAAAAAAAGUGGCUUCCACUGAUGUCCAAAGGCAAACUGAAUCACACCCUUCUUGCAUGGAGGGAGUCAUUUUGUUUUUGGCAGGUAAUUAAUAAGGCUGUCUCCCAAACCAAAUGGCCAUCUAGCAUCAAAUUGUUCUACUUGAAUGUUUAAUUUUACCUGGGUUGAAAGCUGAAAUACCAAAAGUUUUCCUGGAAUGGAUUUUUUUUUUUUAAAUGAGAAAUAAUCAGUUGGAAAGCGCUAAAUAAAAUGGUCUAGCGUUUUGAAAUGGAAAUAUUUAAUUAAAUCCAUUUGACCCUCAGUGCAGCAUCAGUUUCAGCUACUGUUGCAGACCUCAGAAAUUACCAUUCAAGUGCCUUGAGCACCAUGUCUCCCCUGGGGCUGAGCUCUUUGGCUGGAUGUCAGAUCCCAUGAUGUGCUUACUGUGGGUUCAUCAAAGGGAGAAUGCGUCACGAAGGCUGGAGGGGUGCCCGGGAGCUCAGCCUUCUGGGAAAGAAGGGGAUGUGCAGCCUGUGAAUUACAGCUCCCAGCUGACACCGGAGGAAUUCGGACAGACAUGGACGGAUAUUUUUUUCUGACAGAAAUGAUGCGUUUCAAAUUUCCCCUACAGAAAUAAAGAGCAAAAUACUGAGAAAAGCAACAGUUUUUUCAUUAAAAGCAUCAAGUUUUGUGCAAAAACAACCACCCAUCCCCACCAGUUUCUUUACACCAAAAAUAAUACUAGAAUAGAAAAACUUUGUUACAAUGGGAAAACCUUCAGCCAACUUGUCUAAUUGCAUACUUAGGCACGAUCUUGCACAACUGGCUGUCCCAGAUGCUCCAUGAAUUGUAGCAUUUAUCCAAAGCCACUUUCAGGCUUUGGGACAUGGCAAUUCCACCCCUUGAAGUAAGUGAAGGAACUUGAGGCUGCUUUGUUAAGGACCAGGUGGUGUAGGUGAGAAAGUUGCAAGUGGUCUCAUGGAGUGAGGUGUGGCCAAACAGUGGCUGGGGGAGUCUUUGGGGGAAGAAAUGCCCUUCUGGAAGAUGGGAAACGUCAACUUUCUGAGAGAGCUGAGGCCACUUGAAACUUGACCCUUAUGUUGAAGUGAACUGCAGCUGGAGGGGAGCCCAUGUGUGACCAAAACCUUUAUUUCUGGUAAAACACUGGAACAGGCUUCCUAGAGAGGUGGUUGUUUCCCUAUGCCUAACACUGGACAUUCGGACAAUGCCCUCAAUCACAUGCUUUAACAUUUGCUUAGUCUGCAGUGGUCAGGCAGUUGGGCUAGGUGAUCUUUGAAGGUCCCUUCCUUCCAAGUGAACUAUUCUAUUCCUUUCUGUCUUCGCACCCAGAUCGAGCAGUUCUUGCUGGCCUUUGUGUCAUUUAAGUAGGUAGGAGCUUUGUCCCAAGGCGAGCCACAGUGGAAGGCGGACCCCUUCCCUGCAGCUACCUUCUCAGCUCAAAACUCCCCAGAAGAGGGAGAGCAAUUUCAUUUCUUCCAGUGUGCGCUUGCUUCCAAGUGAUGUAGGCACUACAGAGCUACAUCUGUCUUUCUUUCGUCUAUCCCUUUUGUGUCACUGCACUGAGGAAAGUUAAGUACAUAAAUGAUAGAAGUUGUUCUUAUUGACCUGGACUGAAUAAUGUAGAUGUUCCUUACUCUGCCUGCAAGGCAUACGUGUCACCUCCUGGCACUGCAGCCUGCUCUGCAUGCCACUAUGUACGUGCCAUUGUGUACCAGGGCUGUUACCUCGUUUCUUUUAUGGAAGAUGCUCCGGAAAAUUGGCUGUGUGUUUUCAUGCUCUUUUGUAAUAUUGGCCCAGUACUGUAUAUCUGCGUAGCUGCUCGUCUGUACAACUCAGAGAGGUGAAUCCGACCUGAUGAGAGCAAUAUAAAAGGCGCAUCGGAGUUGGUAGGAAGAGUGUAGUCAGUAGCUGAUUCACUUACACGUGAUGGCCCUGAAAUUCCAGGGACACGGCAAUACUGAAAGACAGCAGAGCAAAGGAAGGGCAGAGACAGCGUUUCUCUCAAGGUUAGGAACUAAGGACUGUUUGCUUAUUCUUGAAAAAUAUAACUUGUUCUUGGUUAUUUUAGAAACAAGUCUUACCUAUAAGGAAGUAUAUGCGGAAGUCCUAAUGCUAUUUCAGUAGCACUUGCUUGAUUGAUUUUGAACACGAAUAACUCUGUUAGGGCUUUGUUAUAUUUAGAUUUUUAAAAUCAAAUAAUUUUAUACUGAUAUAAGGAUGACUAUAUCUUGUUCUCCUUUCCACACUGUAAGAAGGUAUUCCAGAGUAAACAAUUACAUAGAAUAUGAAUACUGUCCUACUAGGUGGGCUCUACUGUUUUUAUCUGUUAGCUUGUUUGUUAAGCUUGUAACUGAUGUGUAUGUAAGGCUUAUGCUUACUUGACAGAAUUGAACCUAGUCCUUGUUGAACCUUUGUCCCAACAGAAACUUGGAGGCUUAUGUUCCAGUAGCAUAAAGAUCUAGACACCAGCUAGCUCAGUGUUUAAAAGAAUGACAAGAUUGCAUCUUUGGGUGUUAGGAAAACCUCAUCAAGAAUAAAAGAAGCACAAAUAAUCUGAGCUAGAUGUCUAAAUUCUACAUAGGAUAAAGGCAUGGGAGAGAAGUAGCUUUCCCCAUGUAAACAUCCUAGAGAGAUUUUGCAUUUACACUGCUCUUAAGUGCCUGUUACAUUUUAUGUCUUUUUUUUUUCAGUCCCUAUUUCUUUUUUCCAAAGUAGGAAUUGAAACCGCACAAAGUAAUUUAAAUGAGAUGUUUUUAGCUCUGCCGACCCUUAUCAGCUCUGGGUGGUGCAAGUUUUAACAAGUAGUGUGAUGUCCCAGACUGUCCGGUUCUCAGGGGGCUCUCAUUGCACAUAAGCCUAUGAGUAAAAGUGGGCCUGCUGGGGAUGAAAGGGUAGAAAAAUUGGUUAAUUGAAUAAAAUGUAAAAAAUAAUUCAAUUUAGAACUGAAGUUCCCAUCAUCUUGGUGUGAAAUAUACUGAACUGAACUUUCAGGAUUUGCAGGUGGUAAAAAGAUUCUUGCAGUUGAAAAGUUCUGAAUUGCACUCUCCUUAUAAUAUAACAUAUACAUAUUUAUGCAUAUAUACAUAUACACAUACAUACUGUAUUGUUUCAACACAUAUAUGUGCUGAGUACUUGCGUCCUUUGGCUUUAAGUGGUACUCUACUUUGUUUAACUGCAGUUCAAUGUAAAGAACUCUUGUUGAUCAAGCUUCGAAGUCCAGUCAUUCUCUGGGUAGAAAAAGUCUAUAAUAGGAGCUCUGAGUGAUUUGGGUAUGGUACACUUGGAGUGAUGUAAAUUUGAUGAAUUUCUGCAAUAUAAAUCCCAAGUCCUGGUGAAGAUGAUUAUGUUCCUGAGCUAAUGCUGCAGCUCUAUAUUGCAGCUUCUGAAAAAAUGGUUAAGGAGAAAUGGGUGGCCCAAUGCUUUGUAAAUUAGUAAUAGUUACUUCCUAAGCAGAACAGCUGUACAAUGACUUUCCUACCUUGAUGUUAUAUUGCUUAAGCAUUGGCUGUAAUUCUAGCAACCAUCUGGUGGAUGACUGGGACAGGUUUUUUUGUCUCUGUUCUCGUUUUUUGACUGUUCUCAGAAAAAUAGUUGUAUUCAGACUGUAGCUUGCCUUUCUCCUGCAGUUAUGAAAUGGUUUUACUUUAUGCUGGUAGUGCAAAUAUUUUCUUGAGAUUAUAAUCUGCUUGACAGCACAGGGUACUGCUCAAAGUGGGGAGUGUGCAUUUGGUGUCGAUCAUCGCUCCUGUGGGUGAAUAUCAGAAGGCAGACUGGAGGUGUAUUUCAACAUCUUUGGCUCUGUUUAAAAAUGGGUUAAGCUGGUACCUAAUUUUUUGUGUAUUUCUGAUUUGUACCUUUUUUUUUUCUUUUUUUCUUUGCCAUCCCUCAAAAUCUGCUCUGUGUGGGGAGAGCAGGUAAGCAGCUGGUGUGCCUACAUUUUUUUCCUUAAGUGGCCUGCUGUUUUCCCAGUUUGCUUGGGGCAAGUGUUUGUCUUUCAAAGGGCUAUGGGAGUUACUUCUCUUCACUGACAAUGCAGCCAUUGGAGAUGGGCGAUGCUGACCCCGAAGUUGGCUUGAUGGGUGAGGGCGAGUAGAGGAGGAUGGGUUGGAGGCUGAGGCGUACCAGUUGUGAGUAAAUACUGCCACACUUUUUGUCUUUUAGUUUGUUUGUUUUUUUGUACAUGAAUUUUAAAAAAAAAAAAAGCAUAUUUUGCACUGGCUAUUGUACUGUUGUGCAGAAGAAAUCUGUAUCUAGAAUCUGUGCUCCAGUCAAAAUGCAAAUAAACCUGUUUGUAAGAA
This is a messenger RNA of Numida meleagris (helmeted guineafowl), 6913 nucleotides long. RefSeq names its product transcription factor CP2 like 1 (gene TFCP2L1). Gene Ontology annotation, molecular function: RNA polymerase II cis-regulatory region sequence-specific DNA binding; DNA-binding transcription activator activity, RNA polymerase II-specific. The transcript is spliced from 15 exons. Bases 131 to 1558 code for a protein of 475 amino acids. Gene Ontology annotation, cellular component: nucleus. Gene Ontology annotation, biological process: regulation of transcription by RNA polymerase II. NCBI's taxonomy places the organism in Eukaryota, Metazoa, Chordata, Aves, Galliformes, Numididae. The record is from RefSeq and is a predicted model, not a curated record.